UCCUCACUUCAUCUCUCUGUCAGACGGAGAACACCGGACAAACCGAGCUCUCAGAGAGAGAGAGAGAGAGAGAGAGUUUAUAGACAUGAUGUCCUACAUGAAGCAGCCUCAUUACUCAGUGAACGGCUUGACUCUGUCCGGUUCCGGGAUGGACCUCCUGCACUACCCCAACACUGCGCGGAAGCAGCGGCGCGAGAGAACCACGUUCACGCGCGCGCAGCUCGACAUCCUCGAGACACUGUUCGCCAAGACGCGGUACCCGGAUAUCUUCAUGAGAGAGGAAGUGGCUCUCAAGAUCAACCUGCCCGAGUCCAGAGUCCAGGUGUGGUUUAAGAACCGUCGCGCGAAAUGCCGUCAACAGCAGCAGCAACAGACCAGCGGUCAGACCAAACCCAGACCACCGAAGAAGAAGUCGUCUCCGGCCCGAGAGCCCAGCGUCAGCGAGCCCAGCGCCAGCACCAACGGCCCCUACAGCCCUCCACCUCCUCCGGCCCCGAGCUCCAGCUCCACCAGCGCCACCGUGUCCAUCUGGAGCCCGGCCUCCGUCUCUCCGCUCCAGGACCCUCUGUCGGUCUCCAGCACGCCCUGCCUGCAGCGCUCCAGCGCCUACCCCAUGACCUACACCCAGGCCCCGGCCUACGGGCAGAGCUACGCCUCCUCGUCCUACUUCACCGGGCUGGACUGCAGCUCGUAUCUGUCCCCCAUGCACCCGCAGCUGUCGGCCACAGGGGGCGCUCUCAGCCCCAUGAGUGCAGCCCUCGGCCAGUCGCCCGCCUCGCUCUCGUCGCAGGGCUACACCGCCGCCUCACUGGGCUUCAGCGCCGUCGACUGCUUAGACUACAAAGACCAGACGGCGUCCUGGAAGCUGAACUUCAACGCUGCGGACUGUCUGGACUACAAAGACCAGAACUCCUGGAAGUUCCAGGUCCUGUAGAGCGUCCAGAAGAAGCUUCACUGCACUUCUACAAGGUUCAAAAGCAGGGAGGUUUUAUCUGCAAUGCCAGAAAUAUAAAAUUUUUGGUUCCCCAAUGAACCUUUGAGAGUAAAGUGGAAAGAAUCUACUGAUCAGAUUACCUUUUUCCAAGUACCUAAAGUAAUGCAUUACUUUUUAAUUGAAAUAUGCAAGGUACUUUUUCAAAUAAGAGUUACUUUGCUUUCCAUCAGCCUGAGGCUUAUUAACAUCUCUGGUAUGAAAGAUCAUUUAGAGUUGGCAAAAAUAUAAUUUUUGUUACUAAAAAAAAACCAAAUAAGCCCAGCCCAUGAGAAAAAAGUAACUCAAAAGUAAUGCAUUUCCAUACGUGAUGCAAUAUUGUAAUGGAAUACUUCUAAAAGUAACUUUCCCCAACACUCAUAUAACUUGUAAUGGUAUUAAUGCUAAAAAUGGAGAUUGUAUUGGUUUUAAUGGAAACUGUAAAAGUCCCCGACUGGUAAUUUGCUGGCUUGUAUUAGUGGCGUGUUAAAACCACUGAAUACUGAUACAAUUUGGCCCAAAACUCACUACUUACUCAAAAAUAAAGGUCCAGAAUGUGUUUUGUUUGAAGUGAUGACAUAGAAGAACCAAUGUUUUGGUUCCCCAAAGAGCC
Messenger RNA from Carassius auratus (goldfish), 1583 nucleotides. RefSeq names its product homeobox protein otx5-A-like. The coding region runs from base 86 to 934 and encodes 282 amino acids. Gene Ontology annotation, cellular component: nucleus. NCBI's taxonomy places the organism in Eukaryota, Metazoa, Chordata, Actinopteri, Cypriniformes, Cyprinidae. Gene Ontology annotation, molecular function: RNA polymerase II cis-regulatory region sequence-specific DNA binding; DNA-binding transcription factor activity, RNA polymerase II-specific. The transcript is spliced from 3 exons. Gene Ontology annotation, biological process: regulation of transcription by RNA polymerase II; multicellular organism development. The record is from RefSeq and is a predicted model, not a curated record.